AAAAUAAUUAAUUUUAAAAUAGUUCAAGAAAAGAAAAAAAGGAAACAAUAAAGACAUUUACAAUUGAAUGUUUUAGUGAAAAGUAACUGCAAUCCUAUUAAAAAAGAUGCUUAAAAAAGUGUUCAAACAACCAUGUCGAAUGGAUUAGUGCCAUUGGUUGUAUUGUUUCUAUCAAUUCUCGGGUUUUUGUGCAAUAAUUGUUUCAUUUUUUUAAUGUAAAAAUGCAAGCAUACAAAUAAAAUCAACAAUUCUUCCAUAUAAGAUGUUUUAGCACAGGUGUGAGUGUGUUACACGGAUAAGCGUGUAUUUGUUUUUGUUUCUCAUAUUUACGAAAAGAAAAACCAGAAAAAAAGCUCAGCUGUUUCCUUUGACAGUUUUUUAAAACCCUUCACGUCGUGCAAAUAUUUAUAAAUAUAUCUUAACGAUUACAUUUAGUUAAAAAAAAAACGAUGAUAAUUAACAAAUUAAUUAUUGAUUUCAUUUGUUGCUAAACACGCAUUAUACAUUAUUACGAAAGUGUGAAAAUUUAUUUAGAAGAGGGAGAGAGCAAAAUCCAAGUUUUGUUGUGAAAAGUAAAAAAAAAAAGUGAACGCAUAAUCAUCAUUUUUAUAUCUCAACCCAUCCAGCCAUCACACAACAAAAGUGACCUCGUCUCUGUUUUGUUUUUGUUUUUACAUUUUGUCUUUUCUUCUGCAAUAUUUAUACAAAACAAAAAAAAAAAGAGAAGAAAAAACAAAAACAAUAGGAGGAAAUACUUUUACAUAUUUGUAUGUACGUCAUAUAUACCCUCCAGCACUACACUCCAUACACGUAAUUAUUGCAUUAGGCACCAAUGUUUUAUGGUGUUGGCGUUGUGUUUUGUUUAAAUGCAUAAUCGUUUGCCUUAAAAAGAAAAUAUUGCCAUUUCAUAUGCUAAAAAUUGAAUUCAAUCAACGUGUGCGUUUGCUGGUGCUGCUGCUGCUUUCAUAACAAUCGCCCACGCUCUCUCUAUUCUCUAGUGUGGUGUGGUGGAGGUGGUGGUCUUCUGUUAUCCUUUUUUUAUUUUGCGGAGAUUUUUUUUUAAAAAUAAUUUUCUGCAUUCAAAUUGCACUGACUAAUAUCAAUGGCUGAUUUUGAUGCUAUCUACGAGGAAGAUCAAUUGGAGGAGCACUAUGAGGAUCAGACAGUAGCCCCUGUGGCAGAGCCAAUUAUUAUACGUGGGGCUGGCAAUAUGACAGUAUUUGGUUUAAGUAAUCGCUUCAACACAGAAUUCCCAUCUGGUCUUGUCUCCCGUGUUGCACCCGAAGAGUUCAAAGCCACAAUUGUACGCAUAAAUGGCAUUUUGAAAAAGACGUUGCCCGUCAAUGUUAAAUGGCUAUUUUGCGGCUGUGUCUGUUGCUGUUGCACGCUCGGUUGUUCUCUAUGGCCAGUUAUUUGUUUAAGCAAAAGAACUCAAAUAACUUUGGACAAAUUACUCGAAUGGGAGAAUAGUCAUUUAUACCACAAGCUCGGUUUACACUGGCGUCUUCAUAAACAGCAAUGUGAUUCCAAUUCCAUGAUGGAAUAUGUUAUAUUAAUUGAAUUUAUACCCAAAACCCCAAUUUAUCGGCCGGAUUAAGGGCGCAUUUAGCGUUUUGGGGAAAACUCGUUUUAUCUAAGUGGUUUGAUUUUUAAUUUCUUGUGUUGUUGUCUUGAUUGGUUAUCAUGUCAUUGAUUUUCUUUUCUUUUUUUUUUUUUAAUGAAGAAGGAGAAGAAAAAAAGAGAGAUAAAUUUGUACAAAAACGAAAGGAAAUGCUUAUCUUUUAAAGGAAUUCAGAUUUUAUAUGUGAUGAAAAUGUAGAUGAUUUUAAAUUUAAAAACACACGCAUCCAAGCACACGUAGCUAUAAAAGUUUUGAAGUGAAAAAUACAUAGGAAUCUAGUUUAUAGUUAUUUGAAUGAUUUUUUAUUUAAGGCUUAGUUAAAUCGCUCCUUCAGUUUACUUUUUAUGUAAAUCGAAACUCAUAGUGUCUUAUAAUUUGUUUUUUAUUUUUUUUAUUUUAUACAUAAUUCGCUUACUUUAAGGGCAAAAUUUGAGUAAAACAAAUCUGCUUUUAAGUGCAUUAGUUGUAAAUAAACUGAAAUAACAAAUAAUUUCAUAAAAAAAAAAAAAAAAAUGCUGGAAUUUUUAUGUACAAUUUUUAUUAAUUAUUAAUACUAUCGUGUUUUUUUACUAUUACGUUGCGUUAUGGGCUUUUUUUUUAACUAAACGCCAAGUUAUGCGAAAGUAAGAAAACGUUGAAAUGUUUUUAAUGCCCAUCACCGCAAAUUCGGAUAUACAUCUUUUUACUUUUACACCAGUUAACCAGGAGUUUGUGUCAAAUGAAACUAUGUGACUAUGACAAAAAUAUUAUCUAAAACACGUUAUUAUGGUUUUGUUGCUCCAACUUGCGUUUGGAAAAGUUAUGCGGAUAAAACCGCCACAACAAUCAAUUCGACCAUAGGCCCAAACUCUGCCGUGGAAAAUGUAUUAACGGCAGGCUAUUUAAAACUUCAACCAUAAUAGAUAACUUACAAAAGAUAUUGAACAAGAUAUUUAUACAAGCGUGGCCUUGUUUUGUUCGAAAGGUCGGUACGAAAGUAAAAACCGAUCGAGAACUUAACAUAUCAGGGCUUUGCGGAUUGUGUGCAAUUGUUUCAUGUGAUGGGCAUUAAAGAUUCGCUUCGAAGCGAAUGCAAUUUUCUUACUUCUUCUGGACUAAAACAGGGGCACUUACACAACAAUCUCCUUUCAAAAUGUAUGGCAGAUGUGCUUAGUACCGAAUUUCGAAAUAUUUCUCGAUUCUUUAACAAAAAAUAUAAAACAAAAAAUAGGACAAAAA
Molecule: messenger RNA, 2839 nt
Organism: Glossina fuscipes
Lineage: Eukaryota; Metazoa; Arthropoda; Insecta; Diptera; Glossinidae
Product: cysteine-rich hydrophobic domain-containing protein 2
Exons: 4
Coding region: 1103-1597 (164 amino acids)
Source: RefSeq, a predicted model, not a curated record